AUGGUUAAAGUUGAAGAAAGCGAAUUAAGCGACAAGGAACUUGUCGAUUUUUUAUCAGAUGACAGUGAUGAUGGAAAUGAAACUUUGUUAAAUAAAAAAUAUGCAGGAAAAGAAGCUUUGAUUACACUUGAAACAAAGUUUCCUAAAAUUGUUACAAUAUUAGGUAUACCAAAAGUAGAAGAAGAAAAACAUAGUAGGUUAGCAGAGGUUUUAAAGAAAUUAUUUAUAAGGCAUUUAAGUGCCAAAAUAAGUGAUUCAUCAAUAAUGAAUAUAAAAAUCCAUAUGCCAGUAGAUAACGAAAAAAAAACAAAAGGAAUAUGCUUUGUUACAUUUCAUGAUAGUUUUCAAGCAAAUGAAGCAGUAAAGGUAUUAAAUAAAUUAAAAUUGGAUGCAAAACAUUUAUUAACAGCAUCAAAAAUGGAUGAUAUAGAAAAUAUAAUAAAUAGGGAUGAACGUGUAAUGCCUAUAAAUGUUGUUGGAUUUACAAGAGAAAAAAUAAGAUGGUGGUUAUAUGAUGAAAAAUGUAGAGAACAAUUUAUUGUUCGAUAUGACAGCCAUUUUGAAGUUCAUUGGUUAGAUCCUUUAGAAAAAGAACCACAAUUAAUUUAUACUACAUUUAAAAAAAAUGCUCCAUUUUCAAGUGUCCAAUGGAGUAACCAAGGGUCAUACUUAGUCAGUUUUCAUAAUCCAGGUAUAGCAUUAUGGGGUGGAGAUAAUUUUGAAAAAUUAAUAAGACUACAACAUAAAAGUGUUAAAGAUAUAAGUUUCUCACCAAAUGAAAAUUAUGUAUUAACUUGGGAUGGUACUCCUGCUUCAUUAAGAAAUGAAAAAUCUAUUUGUAUAUGGAGAGUAAUAACAGGAAAAUUGCUUCGUUCUUUUAUCACACCUGAAUAUAGUCCAAGAGAAAAAAUAUUCCCUCACUUUUUAUGGAGUCCUGAUGAUAAAUAUAUUGCAUGUAUAGGAAAACAAAAAGAAGUAUAUAUAUAUGAAUUGCCAUCUAUGUUAUUAUUAGAAGAUCGUGAAAAAAAAAGAACUCCAUUAAAAUAUUCAGUCGUUAAAGAAUUUGAUUGGUCACCUGUAGAUAAUAUAGUUUCUAUUUGGAUCCCUGAAACAAAUAAUACACCAGGAACUUUGAUAUUAGUAGAAAUUCCAUCUAGAAAAGAAUUAGUAUCUAGAAAAAUUUAUGAUGUUAGUCAAGCAUCUAUUCAUUGGCAAAGUAAAGGAGAUUACUUAUGUCUUAAAACAACCAUUGUUAAAAAGAUUGGAAAAAAAGGAAAAAAAGAACACACACAAUUAGAAAUAUUUAGAAUGAGAGAAAAAAAUAUACCUGUAGAUAAUAUACAAAUCGAGGGAGUAAAAACAAAACAAUUUCAUUGGGAAGAAUCAAAUAGUAAUAGAUUUGCAUUAAUAGUAAGAGAUGAAGCUACAAGUAGACAACAAAUAAGAUUUUAUAAAAUAUUAAAUAAAGGUACUACGAGAAAUGUAAAAUGGACUAGUACAUUUGAUAUAAACAAUCAAAUGAAUUUUAUGAAAUGGUCACCACAAGGAACCUUUUUUAUAUUAGCUUCCUUACUAUCAGAAGGAAUGCUAUAUUUCUGUUUUUUAAAUUCAAAUGAUGAAGUUGAAGUAAUACAUAAAGAUGAGCAUUUAUUAGUAAAUUCUGUUGCAUGGAGUAAUUGUGGUAGAUACCUUGUUACAUCUGUUUCGAAUUUAUCUGGUAUAUCAAGUUCUAAUUAUAAAGAAGAAAAUAGUGAAACAGGCUUUUAUAUAUGGACUUUUCAAGGUAGAUGUUUAAUGACUGUUAAAAAACCAUCAUUUUAUCAAUUCUUUUUUAGACCUCAUCCAAAAUCACUAUUUAGUGAUAAAUUGAAAAUUGAUAUAAAAAAUAAUCUAAAAGAUUAUUCUAAAAAAUUCGAUGUUAUAGAUGAAAAAAUUAGAAAUUCUAAAAAGAACCAAUUAAUUUCAGAAAGAAAAAAUGUUGAAAAUUCAUUUAAUGAAAAAUUGGAGAAAAUCACAAAAUUAUUUCAAUCCUUUAAAGAAUAUGAAUUGUUCAGAAGAAAUUGGGAAACAUUUGAAAGCCAAUUUGAGUGGGAAGAAAAAACAGUUGUCAUCGAACAUGUCCUUUCUGUUAAGCAGGAAAUCUUCGCAUAG
Molecule: messenger RNA, 2151 nt
Organism: Plasmodium vinckei vinckei
Lineage: Eukaryota; Apicomplexa; Aconoidasida; Haemosporida; Plasmodiidae
Product: eukaryotic translation initiation factor 3 subunit B, putative
Exons: 1
Coding region: 1-2151 (716 amino acids)
Biological process (GO): translational initiation
Cellular component (GO): eukaryotic translation initiation factor 3 complex
Molecular function (GO): RNA binding; translation initiation factor binding; translation initiation factor activity
Source: RefSeq, a predicted model, not a curated record